Messenger RNA from Camellia sinensis, 1644 nucleotides. Its product is annotated as UDP-glycosyltransferase 89B2. The record is from RefSeq and is a predicted model, not a curated record. Lineage: Eukaryota; Viridiplantae; Streptophyta; Magnoliopsida; Ericales; Theaceae. Gene Ontology annotation, molecular function: UDP-glucosyltransferase activity.
AAUAAAUAAGCACCUGCAUUGUUUCAGUGAAAACAAAACCACUACUAAUAAAAUGUCUCAGCCCAACUCCUCCGCCGCCGUGGACGGAGGCGCCGGCGGUGUACACAUCCUCGUCUACCCUUUCCCAGCGCCGGGUCACAUCAUCCCCCUUCUCGACCUCACUCACCUCUUCCUCACGCGCCACCUCACCGUCACCGUCUUAAUCCCCCCCACCCCUCUCCUCCACCCCCUCCUCUCCCGCCAUCCCUCCUCCGCCGUCAAACUCUUGCUUCUCUCUCCUCCUGAUCCCCCACAUCUCCGCCUCCCCACCGUAGUACGCUCCUCCGCCGAACUACACGAUCCUAUCCUCCAAUGGUUCAAAUCCCACCCUAACCCCCCUGUGGCGAUCGUAUCUGAUUUCUUUCUCGGCUGGACACAAGACCUCGCCGUCCAUCUCGGCGUGCCACGUGUCACUUUCUGGCCUUCCGCAGCUUUCACGGCCUCGGUUUCUAAUUCCCUGUGGCGCAACCUACCCAAGAGCGAUGAUCCGACCAAUGAGAAUUCUCUGAUUUCUUUCCCGGAAAUUCCGAAUACUCCGAAAUACCCCUGGUGGCAAAUAAUCCCCUAUUGCCGUAAUUUCAACGAAGGAGAUCCAGAACAUGAAUUUCUUAGAAAUUGUAUGUUGGCUAAUAACCUGAGUUGGGGCGUCGUGUUCAACUCGUUCACUGAGUUGGAACGGGUUUACAUCGAUCACGUGAAGAAAGAAAUGGGUCACGACCGGGUUUGGGCACUCGGACCCUUGCUGCCACCACCCGAUGAAGUGGGACCCACUGACCGCGGUGGGUCCAGUGCGGUGCCAGCUCACGAGGUAAUGACGUGGCUUGAUGGGAAGGCGGAUGACUCGGUUGUCUACGUGUGCUUUGGGAGUCGUCUCGGGUUGACAAGUCAGCAAACGGAAGUACUAGCGGCUGCGCUAAAGCAGAGUGGGGUCCAUUUCAUUUGGUGUGGCAAGGCAGUCAAUCAAGGACACGGGGCAGGUGAUAUUGGUUUGAUUCCGGAUGGCUUCGAAGAUCGUGUGGAAGGUAGAGGUUUGAUAAUCAGGGGGUGGGCCCCACAAGUGGCGAUACUGAGUCACCGAGCGGUGGGCGCAUUUGUGAGUCAUUGUGGGUGGAACUCGGUAUUGGAGGGGGUGGCUGCCGGCGUGUUGAUGCUCGCUUGGCCGUUGGCGGCUGACCAAUUCACCGAUGUCAAGUUGCUGGUGGAUCAACUUGGUGUGGCGGUUCGCGUUUGUGAAGGGGGGCCCAAAAAUGCUCCGGACUUGGACGAGUUGACUCGGUUGCUGGCCGAGUCAGUGAGCGGGACUCGGCCUGAGAGAAGCCGAGUUCAGAAGCUGUGUGACGCGGCGUGGAAUGCAGUGAAAGGAGGAAGCUCAACCAGAGAUUUAGAUGAGUUAGUUAAGCAGCUUCGAGAGCUUAAUAAAAGCUAGUAAUUUACACAAGAAUAGUUUUUGAUUUUUUUUUGUUUGUUUUUGGUGCAAUAGUUUUAAAAUUUUGAAUGGGUUGUUGUAAUGACAUUUAACAAGCAAAGAUCCAGCUUUAUGGAAAAUCUUGUAAGACUAUUCCUUUAGGUGCAUGAAAUACAGUAAUUUUAUAAUUUUAUUGACCA